CGGAUCGCGCGGAAGUCUGCAUCGUCGUCGUGGAUAUCAAAUUCGGUCUUUUCGAUUUUUGUUUGAGUGAAUUGUGGUAAUCCGAGGCUCCUUGUUGGCCCAACGAUUUAACAAAGUGCAAAACAUAUAAAUAUAUAUAAUAAAACCUCAAAAAAAAGUGUGGAAAAAGCAAGUCUUCAGCAAUUUUGGGGCAUUUAACAACAAAAAUAAAGGAACAACAAAUUGCAGUUUAAAUUUACAACAGAAAAUGUUCCCAGCUUAAGAAAACCUGAGAAAGUGAAGAAAAACUGGAGUAAAAUGAAUUACAACAUGGAUGAGCUGGAAGCCACCCGGUUGCUGCGACAUCCCCGUCGCUGGUGGAGCAGUGGGUCCAAACGCAUUGUCGCCAUCUCAGUGCUGGUCAUCAUCACCCUGCUCUUCUCCCUGAUAUAUCAUGGCCUUGUGGUGGAAAGAAUGGAUCGUGUCCAGCAGAUUGCCGCCCUGAACGCCGAGCAUCGGCAAAUGGCCAACCAGCCCUUCGAGGAAGCGGAUUCCCUCAUCGUGAGCCCUCAGACACUGCACUUUAAGCUGCUGGACGACGAGAUCAACAAGGAUGUCAACGACAUCAAAAGGAACAGGAAGCGCAUGAAGAACCUGCUGGUCAAGUUCCGGUGGCAAAGGAAGCAUCGCACGGCCAGAGAGUUGCCCCGACUGGACGUCGACCUCGAUCCUGUGGCCAUGGAGGCCAAUCUGCAGAGUCUCUACUCCAAGCUGAGAAGCAAGCGGGCAAGGGAAGUGCUGAGUCAGCUGGAGAGCGAGUUUGUGCGCUGCAAGAAGCAUACGCCCCACGACUGCAUGUCCGCCUUUAUGCGCAUGUACAAGAUGGCCAAGGAGGUGGCCGAGAAAAUGGAGAAGAUGAAGGAGAUCAUGCGGGAGCAGCAGCCCAUGAUAGAGUCGGCCAGCGAUGAAUCUAACGAACACUGGCGAGGGACUUCUGCACCUGGGGAUCAAACACAGGAUCAGAUCGUCACUGAGCCCACGCCAGCAGGCAAUGCCACUGAGAAGCCCCAGAGAAUGAAGAUAAAACCUGCUAGGAUCAGUUGGAUCAUUGAUGGACACGAUCAUGAUGGCAGUGAUGUUUACACAGACGAUGUGACAACCAAGACGACCACCAGCGAACCAGUCACUAGCAGUACUAAGAAAGUACUAAAAGAGGAUACAGCCACCAGGGAGAUGCCAGUGGAAAGCUCUACAGAGCAGAUUAGCUGGAUUCUCGAUCACUUUGACAAGCCCAAGGAGAUAGUUCGCACCACUGAGCGGCCAGGACAGCGCUCCACGCGAGAUGUAACCACCACAGGACCGGGUUCCCAGCAAAAUUCCACCUCUCUUACGGAAAAUGGAACGGAACAGGCGAGCACUAUGACUACAGAGGCACCCAGCAUAUUUACUACAGAAGGACCUCUUCCAACAACCAUCUUAGCCACCACAGAGGAAGCUAGCCCGACAGAGGCACAGGAAAAACUCCAUAUUAAAUGGAUUAUAGAUGGCGAGCAGGAAAAAGCUCCUACCAAGACCACAACUACCACCGAAAUGCCUGAAACAACUACCGAAGCCCUAAUUAACAGCACCACUGCAGGACAGCGGAAGCUGCAGUUCGAUUGGAUCAUAGACGGCGACGAGAUAGUGGAGCCGCAGGAAAACGCUACCACCACCACCACCAGUGCCAGCACAGUGACCAUCAGCACCACAGAAUCCCUCGAGACUAAGCAAAACUCCACUGCGCAUACCACCAAACCGCCGCCGGUGAAGAUCAGCUGGAUUAUCGAUGGCAACGAAGGCAGUUUCGAACUGACCAGCAGCAGCAGCACGUCUACCGUACAACCCAUGGAGGCCACCCCACGGUCCGUGCAUCCCCUGGACAAUCCCACCAGCAUUGAGAACAUGCUGGAGAGUUUCGAGCGGCACGAGCAGGAUAAGCCCAUACUCAAGGUACUAAAGGCGAAUGAAUCCUCGCAGGAGAAGUACGAUGAUGUCUCCGAACGCCAGCUGUGGCUGAAGAAGUUCGAGGAUCAGGCGAGGCCGAAUCAGAAGGAGCUGAUGGAUACGUUUGGGACGGCCCUGGAUGCCGAGGCUAUGGACCAAAUGGGACCCAAGAUCAAUCCGCUCAACGGACAUGUCUGGAAUGCUGCCGAUGCACAGAUCCUCAGUCUGUGUGAGCGCGUGGCCCUCAAGAUGCGGAAUAAGGUGGCACCCAAUGUAGGAGACGGUGAGACCAAGGAAAAGGGUGAAACGUUCACCGCCUCCCCCAGCGUGCAGUUCACGAGUCGAGCUCCCGGCGGGUUUCCCGUUUCCGGCGAAACCAUGAAAGCCUCGGCCCAGUUUAUGUUCAAUCCGAACUUUGGCAUGAUGCCCAGCAUCCCCGUGUGCUUCUACAUGACGCCGGCCAACUUCCGGAUGCCCAUGUGGUCAGCCUCGCCCUCGUUUAUGGGCAUGCAGGGAGGACACUUUGGAGGAGCCGCCAAUAACGCCGGCGGCGGCAUUUUCUUUGUACCGCAACAAUUCGGACCGAGUGGAAACUUCUUUGGCGGCAGUGGUGGCUCCGGAGCCGGUGGCCAGGGUGCCAAUAUCUUUUCGAAGAAUGCCUCGCCGCAGAAACUUUCCAAUGGUCAGCAGCAGCAGGUGUACUGCAGCUAUAUGCAAAACCAGCAGGGUCAGUCGCAGACCUCCAGCAAUUCGCAGCAGCAGCAGCAAUCGGGAGGAAGUCCUGCUGGUUUCUCCAAUGCCAACUUCAAGAUGCGACAUGCGAAUCAGUCGAGUGCCGGCCACCAGCAGAUCAUAUACGCCAGCUAUGCGGGAAUGCCCCAGCAAACACCCAGCCAGGACCCUGCCAGGUGCCCCGAGCCUGGUCAGGUGGCCUGCUUUGGCCGGCAGAAGGAGUGCAUCCCCGCUGACCGAUGGUGCGAUAACGUAGUCGACUGUUCGGACGGCAGUGAUGAGUCCGCCUGCACCUGCGCGGAUCGGUUAGACGAGGACCGUCUGUGCGAUGGCUAUGCUGACUGUCCCAUGGGCGAGGACGAGCUGGGCUGCUUUGGCUGCGAGCCCUUGGCCUAUUCCUGUUACGAAAACCUGGAGGAGUAUGAGCAACACAAUCGCUCCAUGAUUUCCAUGUGUUACAAUCGCCUAGAGCGUUGCGAUGGCUUCCUGAACUGCCUGAACGGGAGGGAUGAGGAGCAGUGCAGCAUGUUGGUCACCGAUGUGGCGGAUCAUAUGUCGCAUGCCGCAUCUGCUUCCGAGGGCUUUCUAUACCACAAUCAUCGCGGUGACUGGCAUCCGGUGUGCAACAAUGGUGAAAAGUGGGCAGCCGCCGCUUGCGAGCUGGAUGGAAUGGAUCUCAUGGCAGAUUCCCUCAAUGUGAGCUUCAGGGCCUUGACUCUGCCGGGUCCCUUUAUAGAGCCCUCCCUGCAUGCUGGCGUACUGUUUGCUCAGGCCUGUCACGGACGCAAUGGGCAUGACUCCCUGGUGGAUCAUGUGGCCUACGUUAAGUGUCCUCCCAUGCAGUGUGGCCUGCCGAAGAACACCACAAAAACGAGGACAGAGCACUCCAAGAGAGUGAAGCGAGCUGUGGCGCCGCCAGAGUCCCAAGAAAUCCUGGGCGAGGGACGAAUUGUGGGUGGCAGCUAUACCAGUGCCCUCCAGUGGCCAUUUGUGGUGGCCAUUUAUAGGGAUGGCAAGUUCCACUGCGGAGGAACCAUUUACUCGGAACGUUGGAUUAUAAGUGCCGCCCACUGUGUCAUCAACUUUGGCAAAUACUUCUACGAGGUGCGCGCGGGACUCCUGCGACGUUCCAGCUAUUCCCCUGCCACCCAAAUCCAACCCGUGUCCCAUGUGGUGGUCCAUCAGGCUUACGAGAGGAGAAGCAUGCGCAACGAUCUCUCCCUGUUGCGACUGGCCAGUCCGCUGCAUUUCAAUCGCUGGGUGAAACCCAUAUGUUUGCCGGACAAGGGAAGGACAACGCUAGGCGACGAUUGGAUCUGGGGACCUGAGGAGAAUACCCUAUGCACUGUGGUGGGAUGGGGGGCCAUCAGGGAGAAGGGUCCGAGCAGUGAUCCCCUUCGCCAAGUGGUGGUUCCCAUACGCAAACGGUGCACGGAUCCCGAAGAUCAAGCUUCCGAGGACAUUUGUGCUGGUGAUCCCAGUGGAGGACGCGAUGCCUGCCAGGGAGACUCAGGUGGUCCGCUCUUCUGUCGCAGCAUUGCUCGGCCGGAGGAACACUAUCUCGCUGGAGUAGUGAGUCACGGCAAUGGCUGUGCUCGUCCCAAGGAGUUUGGUGUCUAUACUCGCGUGACUCUCUACCUGGACUGGCUGGAGAUGGCCACCACACCGCACCUGCUGCCCACGCGCCAGCCCCUGCAAAUGUGUCCUGGGUUUAUAUGCGUCUGGGGAGGCAAGCGUUGCAUAGCCAAGCGGCAGAGAUGUGAUCGCAAUGUGGAUUGUCUAGGCGGCGAGGAUGAGGUGGGCUGCGCCUACAACUUCAUACCCGACAUGGUGGGUGGAGAGCGGCAGAAUUUGAGCACCACCACGGAGAGUGACUAUCAUCCUGAGAAGGAGCCCGCUGCAGUGCCUGUUGAGAGUAAAAUGCGUGAAGUUAUACCCAUUGAGGAUGAUGAUUUGAAUGCGGAACAGGAUGAGGAGGAAGAAAGUACAACUUGGGAGGAUGAAAAACAGUUCUCUACGCCUGAAGAUGUUACGUCAACUACGACUAAUAUAAUCUUAUCUACAACUGAGGAAAGUCUUGAACAAAGUUCAACAAACAUUGAUUCCUUUACAAGCGAAUCUACCAUCAUAUCAUCUUCUACACUGGAGUCUACGACAAUGUCUCCAAAUAUUCCUCCUUCUUCCACAACAAUUGAAUCAUCAACAACGUCUUGGGCUAAUCUAGAAACCACAACGACGGCUACAACUCUCACAAUACCCACAUCCACUGAGGAUUUAAAGAAGCUCACCGACUUGGUAACCCAAUUUAUGGAGGAGAGCACAACCGCUAUUGAUCUAGGAAUAAGUACCUCAACCUUGGCCACAACAGAUGAUGUCAGCGAAGUAACAACAGAAGGAGUAAGGGAAACUACAACCACGGAGCCUACAAACGCACCAAGUAGCAGCACAGUCAGCUUUACCACAAGUGCUAUCACCUCAACAGCCAUAUCAACCACUGAAGGACCUUUGGUAACAACCACUUUAGCAGCCACAACAACCACAACGGAAGCCCAAUUUACCCACAAAGAACAAAUGAAAAUACCCAACAAGUUCGUGUGUAAAAAAAUGGCUCAAAUAGUGGACAUUCAAAUGCGCUGCGAUCGCAAGGCGGACUGUGAAGAUGGAACCGAUGAGUUGGACUGCUCCUGCAGAGACUAUUUGAGUCACAGCCUCAAGAGUCUCAUAUGCGAUGGCAAAGAGGAUUGUGAGGAUCGCACAGAUGAGCAGGACUGUGGCGGUUGCCAGGCCAACGAGUUCCGCUGUCCGCUGUCCAAGACCUGCCUGCCUCUGAGCAAGCGCUGCGACAAUCAAGUGGACUGCAGGUUUAAGGAGGAUGAAAAGGACUGCUUUGCCCUUACCAAUGGCCACGAUGUCCACUUUGAUGUCCAUCAGCAGCCCAAGUUUAGCAGUGCCGGGAUCUUCUCCCGCAACGGACAUGGCGUGUGGCGUGUGGUCUGUGCCCACGAAACGGGCUACCACGAGCAUCAAGCUAAUACCGCAGACGCAGUGUGCGCGCUCCUCGGCUUCAAAGGAGCCCACUAUUUCAACAGUUCCGCCUUUGUAAACCAGCAGGAAAUGCAUCCCAUAACACCAGAGUUGAGGAAUAGCCGAAACUUUGUUCAGCUUCGGUCCAUGGUGGCAGACAACAUUCAGAUGACUGAGAACGAGAUAAUAAUACCGGAACUGGGUCACCCUUCCGCAUCGAGGCCUGAGAAGGAUCGCCUUUUACCCAACAAGUGCCUGGGCAUCUACGUGGAGUGCAAUCCUCUGUCGAACAAGACCACACCGCUGAAGACCCUCAGUGCUGGCCAGGCUGUCAAGCCGCAGCCCAAGGAGCAGGUGCCCGUUCUCCUGCCCACCAUCGAGACCCACAGCAGGCCAAAUGUGCACUUUAAGCCGCAGAUUCCCGCAGUUAUUGUGAACAAAAAGGAUGAGAUUCUGGACCGACUCGAUAAUCUGAUUAAGAGCAAGAAGAACACGACUUUGCUGGUAAACGAACAGCUCCACGAGGCCAUCGAGGAGCUGCACUGGCCAUGGCUGGCGGAUGUCUACCUAAACAGCGAGCUCUGGUGCAUCGGUGUGCUCAUCGAUAAGCACUGGCUGCUGGUCCACGAGAGCUGCCUCGCGGGGAUUAGCCUGGACACGGACUACAUGAGCGCCUUGCUGGGCGGCGGCAAGACAAAGAGAUCUCUGCACAGGAGCAACCACGAGCAGAUAAGGCGGGUGGACUGCUUUGAGCCGGUUCCUCGGUCAAAUGUGCUGCUGCUGCAUCUGGAGCAGGCGGUGCGCUUUACUCACCAUGUGCUGCCCACCUUUUUGCCAGACAGCUCCCAGCACGACCACAGUGCCCCGAGGGACUGCAUCAGCGUGCUGCAUGACGAUCUCACUGGUCGCAUCAAAACUGUGGGAAUUGUACGAACGCCCAACGAUACCAGCUGCGAGUCCUGCUACAAACUGCAAGAGAAGCAGCCGCCUGUGAAUUUGAUGCGCCUGCUAAAUGUGAGUGCCGAAGACAUGGCCUCCAUUUCGGAGGAGGUGGAGCUCAUUAACGGCGUGGCCCCCACUGAACUUCCGGCCAUAACCAAGUUUACCAGCUGCCAUCAGUUCGGGUUGAAAAAUGUCAGCGACUCGCCGCAGAACCACAUCAAUCCCAGCGACCAGGGGGUGUUGGUCUGUCGCGAUUCGCACACCGGUUGGUUCCCCACGGCCAUGUUUAGCUACAACAACUCGGAUUGCCAGAGUUUCAAGCAGCCAUUCGGCAUUCGGACUUUAGAGCUGGCAUACAAAUCGUUGCAGGACAUAAUAGACAAACCAUCGUGCCAAAACCCAAGGGCAGCUCCACAGUGCUCUACGCAUCGGUGCCCCCUGGGCCUGUGCCUGCCCCAGGAGGCCAUCUGUAAUGAGCGUCCGGAUUGCCAUGAUGGCAGCGAUGAAGAGGAAAGCAAUUGCCGCCAGGUGAAGCAGCGCUGUGCUCCCGGCGAAAUGAAGUGCCGGUCCAGCUUUAAGUGCGUGCCGAAGAACAAGUUCUGUGACCACGUUCCCGACUGCGAGGACAUGACAGAUGAGCCCACGAUUUGCAGUUGCUUUACCUACUUACAAGCCACUGAUCCCUCCAAGAUAUGCGAUGGCAAGCGAAACUGUUGGGAUAAGAGCGACGAGAGUUCGGUGCUGUGUAAUUGCACUGCAGAUCACUUUCAAUGCAGUUCCUCUCCUGAGGACUGUAUUCCCCGUGAUUUUGUGUGCGACAAGGAAAAUGAUUGUCCCAAUGGAGAAGACGAACGCUAUUGCUUCGGCAUUGAGCAUCCUUUGCAGCAGCAAAAAAAAGAUUUCUGGGCGAACAGUCAGCACACGCAACCAGAAAAGGCUCCUCAGUACGGUCAGGUCAUCGAACAAACGUACGGCAUAUGGCACACUAAAUGCUUUCCCAAAAGCAAGCCCCCGCAUGUGGAUGAAGUGCGUGAGAUAUGCAAGAAGCUGGGGUACAAUCCCUACAGGCAGCCCAGCUAUCGGUUGAUUGACGAUGCCGAGAACAAGGCUGUGCAUACAUACGAAACGGCCGAUCAGCGAGGGCGCAGCUUCAGUAACGAGACCUUGGUGGGGAAGUACCGGGAAGCCACCAAGGCGCUGAUUGUCAGCAAAUUCUCACCGCUGCAGCUCAAUGAGCGGCUGACGCUCUUCCUCAAGUCCAGCCGACCCAUUGCCGAGCUGGUGCGAUGGAAUGCCACCGAUUCCAACCUGUGCUACCGGCUGGAGAUCCGAUGUGCCUGACGUCUCACUUGGACUAGGUGCUGCCGCCUAAAAACCUCCAGCAGUUUGGGAAACAAAAUUUACACAGAGAUCAUCUCCAUUUGGGCCAAAAAGUAUGCUUUAAACUCUACUGUUGAUCACUAAAGGUAAGCCAGCCCCAUAUUUAUAUUUUAUUUAAACAGAAGUUACAUACGAAACUCGGGUUAAAUAAUAGUCAAUAAAUAAAUCAUAUAUAUUUUGCUAAAGACUGCACACACAAUAAUAUUAAGCCUUGGGCCUUAAACAAAUCUCUCACUUGCAAUAAAUAACGUAAAAUUAAACAUAAAAUAUAUAUGGUUGGAUCAGCUUUCACAAACUGCAGGCGUCAGAUGAACCUUUGUGCGUUUCAGUUUUCCGUUUGUCAAACUUUGACUU
Molecule: messenger RNA, 8394 nt
Organism: Drosophila serrata
Lineage: Eukaryota; Metazoa; Arthropoda; Insecta; Diptera; Drosophilidae
Gene: ndl
Product: serine protease nudel
Biological process (GO): proteolysis
Molecular function (GO): protein binding; serine-type endopeptidase activity
Source: RefSeq, a predicted model, not a curated record